UCGUCGUUGACUGAUGGAAAUUUGCACAAGCUGUUUUAAAGAUGGAUCCAAUGAAAAUAGCACUAUUUCCAGCUAAAAGAACAAACCAAUGGAGCCAUCGCUUCCGACAGUUGCUGCAACUGAUCGUUCAACUCAACUUAAAGCUUUCGACGAGACAAAAACUGGAGUCAAAGGUCUUGUCGAUGCCGGAAUCUCGGAGGUCCCUGCCAUAUUCCGUGCACCUCCGGCUACUUUAACAAGUCCAAAACCACCUUCCUCCUCGGAGUUCACCAUCCCGACCAUCGAUCUCAAAGGAGGUGGCGCGGACUCGAUCACGCGGCGGAGCUUGGUUGAAAUGAUCGGAGACGCGCCGGAGAAAUGGGGAUUUUUCCAGGUGAUCAAUCACGGUAUCCCACUCGAUGUGUUGGAGAAGAUGAAAGAAGGGGUUCGUGAGUUUCACGAGCAAGACACAGAAGUCAAGAAAGGUUUCUACUCUCGUGAUCCGGCGAGUAAGAUGGUGUAUAGCAGCAACUUCGAUCUUUUUAGUUCACAGGCGGCUAAUUGGAGAGAUACGCUCGGUUGUUAUACGGCACCAGAUCCUCCGCGACAGGAAGAUCUCCCCGCCGCUUGUGGGGAGAUGAUGAUUGAGUACUCAAAAGAAGUGAUGAAAUUAGGCGAGUUACUCUUUGAGCUCCUCUCGGAAGCUCUAGGGUUAAACACUAAUCACUUCAAGGACAUUGAUUGCACCAACUCAUUGCUGUUGCUUGGCCAUUAUUACCCGCCAUGUCCCCAACCAGACCUUACUUUAGGCUUGACCAAACACUCGGACAAUUCUUUUCUCACUCUUCUUCUUCAAGACCAUAUCGGAGGGCUUCAAGUUCUCCAUGACCAAUACUGGGUUGAUGUUCCUCCCGUUCCCGGAGCUCUUGUCGUUAACGUUGGAGAUCUUCUCCAGCUUAUAACAAACGACAAGUUCAUAAGCGUGGAGCAUAGGGUUUUGGCGAAUGAAGAUGGACCGAGGAUUUCGGUGGCGUGUUUCUUUAGUUCGUAUUUGAUGGCGAACCCUCGAGUUUAUGGACCUAUCAAAGAGCUUUUGUCUGAACAAAACCCUCCCAAAUACAGAGACACCACAAUUACAGAGUAUGCAAAGUUCUACAGAUCCAAGGGAUUCGAUGGUACCUCUGGGUUACUUUAUCUCAAGAUCUGAGAAUGUCAUUAAUUGUCUAAGAAAGAUCCAGAUGCGUGGACCAUAUGUCGAUUUCAUGGAUUAAACGUUGUCAUUUCCGUUUGGUCCAAACAAGGACGUGUAAUUAAUGGGAUAUGGCUACUCGAUUGAAUUUCCAUUUGAAUAAUGAACAUGUUGGUUAUAUGCAUAUGUUUUGUUUUGUGUAUUAAAA
This is a messenger RNA of Capsella rubella, 1376 nucleotides long. Its product is annotated as 1-aminocyclopropane-1-carboxylate oxidase homolog 1. The transcript is spliced from 3 exons. Bases 89 to 1186 code for a protein of 365 amino acids. Lineage: Eukaryota; Viridiplantae; Streptophyta; Magnoliopsida; Brassicales; Brassicaceae. The record is from RefSeq and is a predicted model, not a curated record.